Molecule: messenger RNA, 3167 nt
Organism: Hyphopichia burtonii NRRL Y-1933
Lineage: Eukaryota; Fungi; Ascomycota; Pichiomycetes; Serinales; Debaryomycetaceae
Gene: KSP1
Product: putative serine/threonine protein kinase
Exons: 1
Coding region: 1-3117 (1038 amino acids)
Biological process (GO): peptidyl-serine phosphorylation; autophagy
Cellular component (GO): cytoplasm
Molecular function (GO): protein serine/threonine kinase activity; ATP binding
Source: RefSeq, a predicted model, not a curated record
AUGAUGGAUGAAUACGAAAAAUAUGACAGCGGCUCUUUACUUAAUGAUCGAUACCUUAAAGUGGCAGAUAUAAGUGAAGGCUCGUAUGGUCUUGUUUCAGUUGCUAAAGAUACUUUAUCUGAUAAUAAAUUAGUUGCAGUUAAAUUUAUCUAUCCAGUUGAUUAUAAAAAAAAUGAAGCUCAAAAUCCUCAAACAACAAGAGCUAAAACUUUAGAUUCAAAAAGAGCCACCUCUUCUCCAGCAAAACUCAGAUCAAAUAUCAUAUCUGUAAAUGAUCAAAAGGAGGAGAAAAAACAACAAAUCCAAAGUAAAUCUUCAAUCUUGAGAGCCCUUUAUGAAGAAGCCUCAAAAGAAAUUAAAAUCCAUCAGAUUUUGGGCCAUCAUCCAAAUAUUAGUUCUCUUUAUGAUCAUUUUGAUUCAUGUUUGGUUUUAGAAUAUUGUGCUCGCGGGGAUUUAUACGAAGCCAUUCAAAACGGUAUCGGUCCCUCUUUAUCGAAAGAUAUAAAAGAGGUUUUCUUUCAAAUCUUGAAUGCUUUAGAAUACUGUCAUUCUCAUGGGGUUUAUCAUCGUGAUUUGAAACCGGAAAAUAUCUUGAUUUCUGAAGAUUGGUCAAUUAAACUUUGUGAUUGGGGGUUGGCUACUACGUCUCGUACAAUCACCAAUAAAAGUGAAUUUGAUAUCGGUUCGGAAAGAUAUAUGGCUCCUGAAUUAUUUGAUGUCAAAUCUGAAUUCUAUGACGCUUCAAAAAUUGAUUUAUGGUCCGUAGGUAUUAUCUUAUUAACCUUGGUUUUCCAUAAAAAUCCUUUCCAAGUAGCUAACGAUUCUGAUAAGAGAUUUUUACAAUUUGCUGCUAAUAGAGAGGCUUUAUUUGAUAUUUUUUCUACUAUGACUGGUGAGAUGUUUUCAGUUUUACGUUAUUGUUUAAAUAUUGAUCCAAAUAAUCGUGAUUUGUAUAAUCUUAAGUUCGAACUUAAUAGUUUAAAAUAUUUCACUUUUGAUGAGGAAGAUUGGGCAAGUGAUUAUGAUUAUGAUUUUGAUGAUGAAGCAAUCGAAAAUGAUUCAGAUGAACUUGAAAAUCAUUACAAUGAUUAUAAUGAUCAUUAUAAUGAAAACUACAAUGACGAAUUUGACUUGGAAUUGAAUCAUGAUGAUGAGUUUCAUUUCAAUACCGGCUCAGAUUCUUCCAUCAAUAAGAAAGAUGAUGAUUCUGGUGAUCGGGAUGUUAGCUCCCCUUCACCCGAAGUGGAUAUUCCUAAAAUCGAAGAUAAACCAUUACAAGAGUCAAUUGCAGUUACGCCAAAAUACAUUCCUCCUAAACAUCAUCACCAUCAUCACCAUCAUCACCAUCAUCACCAUCAAUCUCCUGAACCAACACCAAUCAUAACUACCACUGAUACCACCGAAUCAGAGAUUCAAGAUAGCAUUUCUGAAUUGCAAGAUAUUAAAGCGAAAAAACCAAGACCCAAAUCGGUUAGUCAUCUUACUACAAAUCCAAGAGCAGAUCUUUUGUUGGAUAUUCAUGAUGAUGAUAUUUCAAAUCAAAGAAUGCCUCAUAAUCCUCGUGCAGAUGCUUUACUUUCUUCAAAUGAAGACUUGAAGCCAAUUCCAAUGAAUAAUGGGGGUCUUAAGUUUAUUAGGAACACUCGUAAACCAUUUAAUGUUCCAUCUUAUAGCCAUUCUCGUAAGAUCAAUGGUUCCAGUAACCAUAAUAAUCGUGAUAAAUUUGCGAGAGAAGAUUUUUUCACUCCAAAGUCGAUGUUCAGUCAUUAUAUGGACAAGUACAAUCGAAGCUCAAGUUAUCGUGGUAAUUACCUGAGCUAUAAUAAUAAUAAUAAUAAUAAUAAUAAGUCCAAUACCCGUCAACAUCGCAGUGAUUGGAAGAAAAAUGGCCGUAAGCGCCAAUCAUGGAAAUAUAGAAAUAAUAAUGGUCAUUCAAAUAAUCAUCAUAAUAAGAAUCACCAAUCAAAUACUUCCAGAUCCAAAUCUCAACAUAACAAUAAAUCACGUCCUAAAUCAUCUGGAAAUUUCCGUUUGAACAACGAAGGUAUUAGUGGACAAAAGAAGAAACAAUCAUCACUGUUUUCGAGUAGUAAAUCAAGAAAACAUGUGGUUCAAAGUUUGAAUGGAAAUGCUACAAGUACGAAUAACCAUAAUCCAUUAUUAAAUAACUUUCAUACUUUGAAUCAUCCUAACAAUACAUCGAAUCAUGGCUCUCCAGGAACAUCCGUUGCCAGUGCUAAUGGGAAAUAUAUCCCACCAUAUUUGAGAUCACCUAAUUAUGCAAGAUCACCAGUAAUUGAACCAGUUACUGAAGAAAUUGAUAAUCUUACUUUAGAUUCGGGUAAUAAUAAGCCAUCAACACUUGAUGGAUAUGACGUGUUUCAUUUGGAAGAAGAUUUUGAUUUAGCAUUCAACCAUAAUAAUAGUAACGAAACUAAUAAAUCAUUAUCACUGGUUAAUACCAAUUCUACCUCUGUGAAUUCGUUCCCAACUGAUAAAAGACCACCAUCUUUUAAAGUUCCAACUUAUUCAUUAACAAGUUUAAGUUACGAUUUACAGAAGAUGCCCGGAGAAAAUGCAAUAGCUAAUGGGAAUACUCACCGUAAUGCCAAUGGCAGAAGACAUUCUAUCAAUAGAUUUAGUGACGUUCAUUCUGCAUUGUCUGGAAUGGGAAUAUCCAGCUCACCAAGUGGUAAGUACAUUCCACCAUUCAGAAGAGGAUCUCACUCAGCUGUCACCGGCAAUUCAGCUGCCGCAAUCAAUAUCAAGGGUAAGCCUACUGGGGAAAAACGCAGAUCUGGCUAUGAUUACGAUAAGACUCAUGGAUUUACAUUGAGUGGAGGUCCCGAUCAUAGUGAUAGUACCUUGAAUGAUUACAACACUGCCGACAAUAAUGACAAUAAGCAUUCCUACAAAGAUGUUUACCAGUAUAAUGAUCUUGAUAACAAUGAUCGUCAUGAACAAGAUCAUGGUUAUCAAUCCCAUUUUAACCAUCGUCAAUUUUUAAAUGAUUUGAAUGAAGGUAUGUCAAGUGAUGGUAUCACUUCGUCACUGGUGCCUUCUUACAAGACUGACUGGUUCCCCGUAAAGAAAGACUGGAUUGAUUAUGAUGAAUAGAGAGCAAGGCUUUUUUCCAGUUUUUCCCUUUUUUUUUUUUUUCUCUUUAU